AUGCGCCGUCCGUCCGCUGCCUGCCGCAGAGCAGUGCAGUCGCUCCAAUUGCCCACUGCCCAUCACGUAUGGAUCUCUGACGACCUCCUCGCCCGGGCCCUCCUUCCAUUUUUCCCCAGCUCGUGUCCACAACAGAGACGCCAUGGCAGCAACGUCCCGGGGCCAUUGGAGGCUAGAAGGAGGGCAGCCAAGCGCCGGAUGACUGUCUCUGCGGGGUUCCAUCCUCAAUACACCUUCCAAUCGCUCUUCAACCUCGGCGCUCUGUUUGCCUUCUGCAAAGAGUCGCAGCCUACCUGGAGAUAUGAAGCGCCGUCCUUGCAACACAGGACCGAGCCAUUGGACCUUUCCUCGACUCCCCGACCCAACCCACUCGCCUUUCCAAACUCUGAUGAGCCCGAACACGCUUCUGCUAGGACUUCAAGUGGAGACUUCAAACAAAGUAGCGCGCAUAUCCUGGCCCGCUUUGACAACUUCAAAUCCCAGGUCAUAUCCGCAGGAGACCUAUCCUUUGCCGAGCGCAACAGACUCCUUGCCAAUGCCUGGAAGUCUUGUUGUCCAGUCCACUCCGAUGCAUGGAUGUACAAUACUAUGGUAGUAGAGUAUGUGGUGGAACUUGGUUGGGAUCCUUCAAACAUUCUCUCGGAACACGAGUCGUUCGCGCUGCCUCCCAUGUACACAUUGCAAAGCCAAAGCUUUCUCGACUGUUUAGAAAAAUCUUCAGCGCGUUUUUCGCACGCCGCCAAAGUCUACCAUGAGGUAUCGAUGAGAAUGGUUGAGUUAGCGGGAUCUGUCACAAUCUCGACAAACACUUCACAGGACACCGAGCUUCUCUUCAUCAUUCGGCUCGCACUUCAAGGCGCUUUCUCAACAGACAACAAGAUCAAGUCCUCUGUAGCACAAGCUUUGGCUUUGGUCGCCGACAAGAUUCAAAACAUCGGCAUUCGAGACACGUUACUCGCAAUCCUCACAGGCGCAAAUAGUGUACAGCAAAGCACAAUCACACUACUUGCGCGUGUUGCCGCCGACUAUAAGCUCUGUGCCACCUUGGAAAUGACUCUUUUUUGCCUUCCGCGGAAGCAACUUCGAUGGCUUAUCCCAUCGGUUACUACAUCUCUGGCCAUGGAUAUCGCACGGGAAACCAGGUUGCCGAAUAGGGCUCACGAACAUCGCCUCAGUGCAUGGUUAACGGUUCUUGAAGGUCUCGAUAGACGUUCAGCCUCUCGCGCAUCUAGUGCAGAUUUUUUCGAUACUGCGAUUGCAGCAGUGAACAAGUAUGUCUUCAGGAACAGCAAUCCUGGCAGAAUGCGAGGCCAUGUAUUGCUUCACGCCUUGACAUUUCAAUUGACACAGCAAACACUGUACGCUUUUUACAGGGAGAGGACAUUGCAGCUCAUCCAUGCUCCCAUACAUACGUCUCAAGAACCCCUGGAGUUCGAAACAUUCUUGGGGCUUGUCUUUGCUCGUAUGCAAAAAGAGGGUUUGCCUUGUACACCUUUGGUAGACCUGACUGUAUAUACCUUCACUCGCCAUGCUGAGUUGAUGUCCGUAUACUACAUCUUGUCCACAUUGAAACAGCAAGGACUCAUGUUGGAAAAUGCAUCAAGCAUACAAUCUCGGUUCAUAAAAAGAGCAGCCUCACUCCCCCGCAAAACCGAGUCGAUGAACGAACAAGCCCGUCAACACUACGCCUUUGCUCUACGCACCUGCCAAGGCAUAACCAACCUUCUUGUCAAACUCGUUUCUUCUUCUUCUACCUCCACUGCGAGUGCCUUGGCCCACACGAAGAAGCACCUCCUCCAUCUACAAGCCCGCCGCGAAUUCAACGCAAUCCUCGACCGCGCCUCCGCAAACAACGCUCUACCGCAAAUGUACACAACCACCACGUCCGACAUACCCACUUCGGACCGCACGAUCCUCAUCCACCAACUCGCUCACUUCUACUCGCUCAGUACCACGCGCUCCCAUCGCGAGACGUGGCGCUCCAUAUACUAUAUAUACAACUACCUUCAGACCUAUUCGCUGCCUAUUGGCCCAUUGUUUACCAAAGCCGUGGUGCGCGCUGCGAUUAUCCGGCCCAUGAUGGAACAUCGGUUUAUCAGUGCAAGGAGACUGAUUUGGGUCUGUCAUCUUGUCGCACGGGUAGAGGGCGAGAAUGUAGCGAGGCAGAUUGAGAGUAGUUACUGGCGCUGGAGAGGCGAGUUGAUCAGACAUGCUAAGCGGGCGCAUGACGAUGCGGGAGGAGACAGAAAGGCAAAGGCCAUGGUGGGGAAGAUGAAGGGGCUGGGGUUGAUUUGA
Messenger RNA from Bipolaris victoriae FI3, 2295 nucleotides. RefSeq lists its product as hypothetical. Bases 1 to 2295 code for a protein of 764 amino acids. NCBI's taxonomy places the organism in Eukaryota, Fungi, Ascomycota, Dothideomycetes, Pleosporales, Pleosporaceae. The transcript has 2 exons. The record is from RefSeq and is a predicted model, not a curated record.